Molecule: messenger RNA, 2749 nt
Organism: Leptinotarsa decemlineata (Colorado potato beetle)
Lineage: Eukaryota; Metazoa; Arthropoda; Insecta; Coleoptera; Chrysomelidae
Product: proton-coupled amino acid transporter-like protein pathetic
Biological process (GO): amino acid transmembrane transport
Cellular component (GO): vacuolar membrane
Molecular function (GO): L-amino acid transmembrane transporter activity
Source: RefSeq, a predicted model, not a curated record
UGGCGUAGACUACAGGAGUGGGGUUACAGGCAACUGUCGCUGCCGAUACAUGCUGAUUUCGGUCAGUUCUUAUUACCACGAAUCAAGGUUUUAACUUAGAGAACAUGUGCUAGGAGUUGUGAGUGUUUCGUGUAGUGUAAGAUUUCAAACAGUGAAUUGAUUUGAUGGGUUAAAUUCAAAAUUGUGAUAACACCGGCGUAGAACAUUCUGGAAAACGCAUUUACCAAUAUGGCGUCUACUAACCCUCAAAAUGGUUUAACCGAGUUGGAGAGUUUCCUACCUCAAGAUAACUCAAUAGAAAAUGGAGUCAAAAAGUACAAAAUAACCAAAGCAAAUGACUUGGAAACUGCAAAUUUGAACGUUGAUCCAUUCAAAUCAAGAAACUCAAAAAAUUCAGUUUCAGACGCUGCCACACUUACCCAUCUCCUUAAGGCAUCGUUAGGGUCUGGGAUAUUAUCAAUGCCAGCAGCAUUUUUCGGGUCAGGAUUAGUUUUAGGAAUUUUCGCGUCCAUUGCAAUAUCCAUCAUAUGUACCCAUUGCGCCUAUAUAUUGGUUACUUCAGCCCAUGAACUCUAUAGAAAAACAGGUAAGCCUCAAAUGACUUUUCCUGAAGUAGCGGAAGAGGCUUGCUUGAAUGGACCUCCAUGGGCACAUAAAUUUGCUAGUUCUGCAAGGAAAAUUAUACUUGCUGGACUUUUUGUAACGUACUUCAUGAUAGCUAGCUGUUAUUCUGUUAUAAUGUCGGAGAAUUUUAAUUACGUUAUCAACUACCAUUUGGGAUACACGAUUGAAAUAAGGAUAACUAUCGCCAUAAUGAUGGUUCCACUCAUACUGUUGGCAUAUGUGCCAAAUCUGAAAUACUUAGUACCAUUUUCAAUGGUAGCGAAUAUUUUCAUGGCAAUUGGAUUGGGAAUUACACUGUACUACCUCGCCAUAGAUGUACCCUCAAUUUCAGAACGGAACCUGAUCACUCAGGACAUUACUACAUUUCCAGUAUUCAUCAGUAUUACCAUAUUUGCUUUGGAAGCUAUUGGAGUGAUUAUGCCACUGGAAAACAAUAUGAAAACACCUCAGCAUUUUACUGGUUUAUGCGGUGUUUUGAAUCAAGGCAUGGGUGGUGUGACUCUAGCCUACAUAAUCGUGGGAUUCUUUGGAUAUCUCAAAUAUGGUCCAGAAGUCCAAGGAGCUAUCACCUUGAACCUACCAAUUGAAGAUUAUGCUGCCCAAACUGUCAACAUUCUCAUCGGUGCAGCUGUUUUCUGCACAUUUGGGCUGCAGUUCUAUGUCUGUCUUGAGAUAGGAUGGAAUGCUGUGAAAGACCGUUACACGAACAAUCCCACGAUGGCACAAUAUAUCCUGCGGACCGUAAUGGUGGUGUCGUGCGUUUCCAUUGCAAUAGCUGUGCCAAGAAUCGUUCCAUUCGUUUCUUUGAUUGGGGCUUUCUGUUUUUCACUGCUUGGAUUAGUAGCUCCUAUAUUGAUUGAAAUCGUUACAUUUUGGGAUAAGGGUUUUGGAAAAUUUUACUGGAAAAUUGUUAAAAAUGUGAUCGUUAUCUUAACAGCAGUUCUAGCUUUAAUAUUCGGGUCGAAAGGAGCAAUUGAAGAUAUUGUUAAAAUAUAUACAACAGAUAAUAUAGCAGUCAAUAGUACAGGUACUUAGAUUUUGACGCUUUAGAUUCCAAAUUUUCACACUUGAGAAUAUAUAGAAUUGAGUUUUCAUUCUCAAUUUCAGUUUCGAGUAAUCUAAAGCAGUCGGCAGCAAGGUUUGUUUGUUGCUUACUGCGGCACCGAAAUUAAAAAUCUCUUGAUUGAAAUUAUCUCAAAAUAUAAGGCAAAGAAGUUUAUUACUUGAAAUUAUAAUUACUAAAAUUCCUAACCUAUAUGAGGAAAGCAAUGUUGAAUUCAUUAUCAUGCUAUAUAUUUGUAUAUGAAUAUUGCGGACACACUGAAUAUCCUGUGGAGAUCCUAUUCAUGUCCAAUUGGAGGUGGAAUAUUCUUCGAGGUGAACUGGAUGUCCGUGAGAUGUCCCUCUAUGGAUUUGGAAUGGAUAUCCUGCGGUGGAUAUCCUAUGGUCAUCCUUUUGAAGAUGAAUUGGACUCUAAGUUGUAUAAUAAUAAGUUGUUAUUAUUUGAGUGACUAAAUCUUAUGAACGUUGUCUUCUCCAUGUUCAAAACUAAUCCAUUUGAAGGCAACCAUUCCUCAAAUAUUUUGAUUUCUUCAUUGGCCUUCAACUUUAAUGGAUAUUCAUCGGACGUAAGUGUAUUGUCUAUGCUAUUAAUUGUACAAAAUCAAUUAUUUUGAUAUGAAGUAACACCAUAGGAUUUCCAUUUCCUCAAAUUUUCUCUCAAUAUUUAUUUAAGCUAUCUUCCUACCUAGGUUUUUAAUCUCAAACAAUAUACGUUCAAGAUGAUAUGAUUGAAAACGUCGUUUCAUAAAUAAUUUUUAUUGUUUUCAAUGAUUAUCAUUUCGGAAAUUGAUAGGUUUGUAAUUAAAUGAGAAGGCUUUGUUACUUAAUCACUACCAAAAUUAAUUUUUCUCAUAUUCAUGAUUUCAUUCUUCAUUUCAUUAAUUACUCAUUAAGAUUACUAUGAUUUUUUCAAAUAAAAUUCCUUGACAUUAAAAUAAAUAGUGUAAUUGAUGACUUAUUUUGUGUAGUAAUUAUUUUGAGCUGAAUUAGCUGAGAAUUGGUCAGAAUUUUUUCAUAAAUUGUUUUGUUACUUUUUUAUUGAAAUUAAAUGAGAAUAUGAUAA